CAUAUAACAAUGCAACGACACGUGGCACACAGAGAUUUAAAUUAGCUCUCAACCAGAAUUCACAGAAAGGAAAAGCAGAUAAUUAAAAGAGAGGGGAGAAUGAACAUUAAUUACUCAGCAAUAGCAUUUAUCAAAUGAUUCUGUAAUAAUCUCUUUUUUUAUUUAGAUUACGUCUGCAAUAGUCUCAUAAGCUUUGGACUGUGCCCUCUAUAUAAACUCAACCCUCCCAUUCUCUUUUUAGCAGUCUCAACAAGCUCCCUUGUUUCUCUCUCAAUCAUAUCUACACUAAAAAUGGGUGCUUUUAGUUUCAAAAACAUUUCAUUUGUGCUCUUCAUUGCUUUUCUAGUUUGGUCUGCAAGUUUUGAUACUUGCAUUGCUAGAAGAAGUAGGCAUUGGAGGCAAAACAGAGCUGCCUCUGCUUCUCUGUUUCAGAAAGGAAAGAGUCGUGACAACAACCACAACCGCCAUAAUGGAGGAUCAAAACCAAAACCUGAACCUCCGUCCCAUCAAUCUCCAUUGCCUCCUGCUUCAAAGCCACCAAAAGAUGACGACCCGUCAUCAAGCUCGCCAGUCAAAGGCUCUGCAAUAUUUAAUGUGCUUGAUUUUGGUGCUAAGGGAGAUGGAAAGAGUGAUGACACGAAGGCAUUCCAAUCUGCAUGGGCAGCUGCUUGUAAGGUGGAGGCAUCAACGAUGCUCGUUCCAGCAGAAUUUGUAUUCCUUGUGGGACCUGUUUCUUUCUCAGGUCCAUACUGUCAAGAAAACAUUGUAUUUCAGCUGGAUGGCACAAUCAUUGCUCCAACGAACUCCAACGUUUGGGGGAAAGGUCUGCUGUGGUGGAUUGAAUUCACAAAGCUUAAAGGUAUUACAAUUCAGGGAACAGGCACCAUCGAUGGAAGUGGCUCAGUAUGGUGGCAAGAUUACCCAUUUGAUGAUCCUAUAGAUGAUGAGACCAAACUCAUUAUCCCACUAAACCACACAGUAGAAGAACACCCACCAAUACCGAUAAGAAAUGAAUUCAGUAAGAAAAUGCCAAGCAUCAAGCCUACAGCGCUAAGAUUUUAUGGAAGUUUCAAUGCAUUGGUCACAGGCAUUACAAUUCAAAACAGUCCCCAAUGCCACCUCAAGUUCGACAACUGCAUCGGAGUGGUGGUACAUGAUAUAAACAUCUCAUCACCUGGUGACAGUCCAAACACUGACGGAAUCCACCUGCAAAAUUCCAAAGAUGUGCUAAUUCACAGCAGUAAUCUUGCUUGUGGAGAUGAUUGCGUUUCAAUACAGACUGGAUGCACAAAUGUAUACAUACGCGAUGUGAAUUGUGGGCCAGGACAUGGAAUCAGCAUUGGAAGUCUGGGAAAGGAUAAUACCAAAGCCUGUGUCUCCAACAUCACAGUUCGAGACGUCGUUAUGCACAACACUAUGACUGGUGUCAGAAUUAAGACAUGGCAGGGUGGAUCAGGCUCAGUACAGGGGAUACUCUUUUCAAACAUUCAAGUUUCUGAGGUUCAACUUCCAAUUGUGAUUGACCAAUUCUAUUGCGACAAAAGCACAUGCAGAAACCAAACUUCAGCUGUGUCUCUAUCAGGAAUAAAUUAUGAAAAAAUUAGAGGCACAUACACAGUAAAACCUGUACACUUCGCCUGCAGUGACGCCCUCCCAUGUAUAGAUGUAAGCCUAACUACCAUAGAACUAAAACCACUGCAAGAACAAUAUCACAUGUAUGAUCCUUUCUGUUGGCAAACUUUUGGAGAGUUGAAUACUCCUACUACACCUCCAAUUGAUUGUCUACAAAUUGGUAAGCCGUCAAGCAACCGGCCUCAGUCAGAUCAUGAUGCCUGCUGAGCUUUUGCCCACUUAAA
Manihot esculenta (cassava) is the source of this 1856-nucleotide messenger RNA. RefSeq names its product polygalacturonase At1g48100. The record is from RefSeq and is a predicted model, not a curated record. Bases 292 to 1839 code for a protein of 515 amino acids. The transcript is spliced from 7 exons. Gene Ontology annotation, molecular function: polygalacturonase activity. NCBI's taxonomy places the organism in Eukaryota, Viridiplantae, Streptophyta, Magnoliopsida, Malpighiales, Euphorbiaceae. Gene Ontology annotation, biological process: carbohydrate metabolic process.